UAGAGAGAACCUCACUAAACUCCACUUCCAGACUGUAGCCAUGAAUGGACCAGCUCUCCUGCUGCUGCUUCUCACAGCCUGUGUGGUCAGAGGAGGAGUUAUUCAGUAUCUGAAUAUGAUCAUGUGUGUUCAGCCUGAUGUUAAUUCUCUGGCGUACAGUGACUACGGCUGCUACUGUGGCCACAAAGGAACUGUGACUCCAGUGGAUGAAGUGGACAAGUGCUGUCAGACUCAUGGAAGAUGCUAUGAGACAUUCAAAACGACUCCAGGAUGUGAAUCUACCUUUAAAAAUCCUUUCCUCCUCAUUUACAAAUAUAGCUGUGUUGAUCAACAGGUGACCUGCUCAG
This is a messenger RNA of Austrofundulus limnaeus, 347 nucleotides long. Its product is annotated as phospholipase A2. NCBI's taxonomy places the organism in Eukaryota, Metazoa, Chordata, Actinopteri, Cyprinodontiformes, Rivulidae. The record is from RefSeq and is a predicted model, not a curated record. Gene Ontology annotation, biological process: lipid catabolic process; phospholipid metabolic process; arachidonate secretion. Gene Ontology annotation, molecular function: phospholipid binding; calcium ion binding.